UGUUUGCCCAUCCUUGGUGCUUCUAGCUCGUGAGGGAGAAACUACAGGAGAGCUCUGAGGAUGGACGGAUGGCAAAGUUAGCUGAGAUGGAGAAAAUUACAUUUUUGUCUCACAAUGAGAGCAGUGAAGGUUGAGGUUUUUCAGGAUGUUUUGGGACAAAAGAAGUUGCUUUGUUUUAAUUUUACCUUGACUAGGAGCUUAUAGGAGUCCAGUGUGGUUUAUGCCAAAAGCUAAAGCUCCAUCAAGCAUUUAAUCUUUUUCAUUUUUUUUUAAGUUUAGCUGGGUGAGCUAAGCGUGUUCAAAACCUUUUAUCAUGGAGAAAUUCAAAGCAGCCAUGGUUCUAGGGGCUGUUGGUGAUGCUUUGGGCUUCAAAAAGGGCCACUGGGAAAGCUGCACAUCAGGCAAAAAGAUCCAAGAGGAACUGGCCUCUUUGGGAGGAUUGGGGGCUCUUAAACUGGAACCUGAUAACUGGCCUCUGAGUGAUGCGGUGCUAAUGCACAUAACCACAGCAGAAGCACUCGUAACAGAUUACUGGUGUCUGGAGGAUCUGUACAGGGAGGUGGUACGUCUCUAUGUUGAAGCCAUGGUUUCUCUCCAAGGGAGAGCCCCUGAUCCUACUACCGUGGAGUCAUAUGUUCAUCUCAAACCACACAACUUCCUCCUCGCCUGGCAUACACCCUUCAAUGAAAAAGGGUCUGGGUUUGGUGCAGCAGCCAAAGCCAUGUGUGUGGGUAUGAGAUACUGGCAGCCUGAAAGACAAGAAAACCUGGUGGAGGUCAGCAUUGAGAUAGGCAGAAUGACCCACAACCACCCAACAGGCUUCCUCGGCUCCCUGACAGCAGCACUGUUCGCAUCCUAUGCAAUCCAGGGGAAGCCUCUUGUGACUUGGGGUCGUGAACUCAUGAAGGUCAUCCCUCGUGCUGAGGAGUACUGCAGGAAGACCAUACGGCAUAUGGCAGAGUAUCAGGAAAACUGGUUCUAUUUUGAGGCUAAGUGGCAGUUUUACCUUGAAGAACGAGAGAUAGACAAGGAGGAGCAAAACAAACCUUCAUUCCCUGACCACUAUGACGCUGAGGAGACAGAUAAAAUGUACAAGCGUUGGAGCUCAGAAGGUCGUGCUGGUCGGAGAGGUCAUGAUGCUCCUAUGAUAGCCUAUGACGCCCUUUUGGCUGCAGGGAGUGACUGGGCUGAACUCUGUAAACGAGCCAUGUUUCAUGGAGGUGAGAGUGAAGCAACAGGCCUAAUUGCAGGUUGUCUGUAUGGCCUGAUGCAUGGUCUGAGUCAGGUUCCCCCAGGCCUGUUCCAGGAUUUGGAUAAACGAGAACACCUGGAGGAGCUUGGAGAGGCACUAUACAAGGCAGCAUCUGCAGAGAAAUGCAUAGACAAACCAGAUUCGUGGAAAUCCAGAAUAAUCCCUGAAGCCAGUAGAUUGAGGAGGCUGGUUAGAGACCCCAAAUGUCAUCCAGUGCUCCGAGGGAUUCUUGAGAGUCUUCUGCAUUACCUAAUACAGGAUCUGCCCAUGAGGACCUCCAUGGACAGAAACUUAGAGAAGCCAGAGACCAGAACACAGCACAAAAGAAAAAGUUGCUGCCCUGACCAGCCAAGUGAGACUUAUGUGAGAGAGUCUCGAUUUCAGGCAAGCUGCAAAGUGGUUCAUCUCUUUGAAGCAGAAAAAGAAGUCCAGGCAAAGGCUGCUGACACCAGUUCUGGCACUGGUUUUAAGUGCCAGCUGAAUCCACAAGAAAACAAAUUAAAAGGCGAUCAAAGAGCAGGAGACCUCAUAUCUCGACGUAUUACCACAUUUCAGCUCCUUCAGUCUAAAUUCUUAAGGUCCAUGCCCAAACCCCAUGUUACCCAACAGAGGGAGGUAGGGACUCUGUCCUCUGGCAGAGGGAUGCCAAACCACAAUUACAAUCAAGACACUGAACGUGACAUGCACACAAAGCAGCAAGCUAAGAGACAAGGACUAAAGAGACAAAACAGUGUGAAGGAUAUUGUUGCCAAGUUUGCCAUGGCUGAGCAGAAAGAACUGGGACUGAAAACAUCUAAAAAGCAGCAAAUCAAACCAAGCGUCAUUGGAAAAGGGAUCCUCUUAUCUUCAAUUAUGGAGAAGUUUGAGUCUCUAGCUACUGUAUCUAAUGCAAGUAACUUAAAUUCCUCAUAUGAAAGACCUGCUGGAGAAGUCAAGGUUCCAUCUAACAUAAAAGAGAAGGUGGCUUUUCUUGAAAGGAAGCAUCACCAGAUGGCAGACCAAACCGUCCACAAACAAAACCCACAGAAGGACACAAAAAGUAAAUCUGUUAUACAAAACUUAAAAAGAAAUCACAUUUCAAAUGAAAAAGCAGAUCAAGCAGAAGAUAUUUUAAAAGAAGCAAACUUGCAUACAGAAGACAUGAAGACUUUAAAAGAAGAAAAAGUGGAGGGCCAGCCCUCAUUUGAAGGGCUUUAUAAUUCAUCCAAACAUAGACAUGAUCAAAUAAAAGAUGAUGAGGUUAAGGAUUGUGACUCAGCAGAAUUCAGUGAAACUCACACUUCAGUUGAUGAAAUGAAGUUUAUUACAAUGAGGGUCAAAUUUGGAUGUGUAGAGGAGCUCUCCUUGCUAUCUGUGACAGAGUGGGCAUUCCCACAGCCGUACAGGCUUUUUGUGGAGGAAGAGCUCCCAUUGAAAUGGCAUCUGGCCACUAUAAUGACCUGCUCUCCUGUGUGGAACACAUGUAUGGAAACUAAGCCUAGAGCUUUGGAUAAGUUAAACCUUGCAGACAGUUAUUGUGGAAGCCGACAGUUUUCUUCCAGCAAGUCAGCUGCAGGUGAAUCCAUCAUGUUGACAGCUGAAAGCGAUGCCAAACCAACAAUCAAGACAUUUUCUAGAGAUUCCUCUUAUGAAGCUGUAGAUAACAGUGACUUACAUCUCCAGAGACUUAUGACUAUCCAGGAAGGAUCACCCAAGUACAUUAUUCCACAUGCUUACAGAUAUGAAGAUCAACAUGGUGCUGACCAGAUUAAAUCCUCUUUUCAAUCAGCACCACAGCCAGAACCUUUAACUCCUCUGACUGCACAUUUACAGUCACACUCUGAUACCUCUACGGCUGCUCCUAGCGUCAUCUUAGAGUCAACAGAAAAUAUUCAAGAUAAUGAUCCGUACAGUCCUCAAGAUAUUGGCAGUCAUGUGAUAACUAGAAAGAAAUCAGCAAAAGGUGAGACGCAAGAAAACGAGACAGAGGCUUCAAAAGAAGGACAAGAAGAGGUUAAUACUGCUGUUAUGCCACAAAGCUGUAGACUUUCUUAUGACACUGCUAACCAGGCUGCACUUGAAGACUGUGAGAUUUCUGCAGUAACAUUACCCAAGUUUGAAUCUGAGAGAGACAAAGCAAAACAGAAACCAAAGUAUACCACAAUCUAUUAUGGGGAUCCUUCAGUCAAGCAAACAUAUAAACCCAAAAUCAUACGAUUUACUGACACAUUUACAUUUUAGAUUGGUGCUGGCAGUAAACCACCUUCAAACCAGGAAAAUGUACAAAGAAAUAAAUAUUUUAUACUAAAGCUGACAACCUCCAGAGUCCUCUCCAGCAUUUAGAUUUACUGGUUAAGAUCAUUUAAAUUCAAACUUGAAGUGAUUGUUUGCACAGUUUCACUCUGUCUUCAACUGAUUAUCUUAAUAAUUGUUAAGAUAAUGAAAUCAGUGUAGUGUUUUCAAGAGUGGGAGGUAUAAUGUUAUCAUGAUUGUUGAUAAAAUGAUGUGCAGACUGCUUCACAAAAGACUAUCUUGACUCUACAUAACUUUAUUUUUUAUAAAAUGUUAAAAACUUCAUGUUUAUCUGUAUAUUCUUACUUUUAAAUAUUUUAAAUGUAAUGAUCCUGUCCUUUAAUUAACUAUCAGUCUGUAAUAAAUUAAUUUUAGCUUGUCAGCUCUUGAAAAGAAUCUGUAAAGAUGAAGUAGCAUAUUGUCAUGCUUGCCAGAGAAUGACUAAGCUCUGAAUGUUUUUAUCUUUUUUUAUUAUUAUUAUUCAUUUAUUUAAUUUAGUUUUCUCUUUCUUUUUGUCCAGGGACAGACUAA
Melanotaenia boesemani (Boeseman's rainbowfish) is the source of this 4054-nucleotide messenger RNA. RefSeq names its product ADP-ribosylhydrolase like 1 (gene adprhl1). The transcript has 8 exons. Bases 314 to 3472 code for a protein of 1052 amino acids. Lineage: Eukaryota; Metazoa; Chordata; Actinopteri; Atheriniformes; Melanotaeniidae. The record is from RefSeq and is a predicted model, not a curated record.